UCCAAUCACAGCUGAUCACAUGUAAAUAAGCUGUCAGAAGAGGACAUGUACACUGAUCAUCAGUGUAGCCCCAUAAAAUGCCACCUGCCAGUGCCCAUCAGUGCCACAUACAUCAAUGCACACAUAUCAGUGCCUACUAGUGCACAUCAGUGCCGCCUAUCAGUGCCCAUCUGAGCCGCCUGUCAGUGCCGCCUGUCAGUGCCGCCUGUCAGUGCAGUGCCGCCUGUCAGUGCCGCCUGUCAGUGCCGCCUGUCAGUGCCGCCUGUCAGUGCCGCCUGUCAGUGCCGCCUGUCAGUCAGCCGCCCAUCAGUGAUGCCUGUCAAUGCCCAUCAGUG
Molecule: messenger RNA, 335 nt
Organism: Staurois parvus
Lineage: Eukaryota; Metazoa; Chordata; Amphibia; Anura; Ranidae
Source: the annotation of a GenBank genome assembly